Habropoda laboriosa is the source of this 392-nucleotide messenger RNA. RefSeq names its product probable small nuclear ribonucleoprotein Sm D2 (gene SmD2). NCBI's taxonomy places the organism in Eukaryota, Metazoa, Arthropoda, Insecta, Hymenoptera, Apidae. The record is from RefSeq and is a predicted model, not a curated record. Gene Ontology annotation, molecular function: RNA binding. Gene Ontology annotation, cellular component: catalytic step 2 spliceosome; U2 snRNP; U4/U6 x U5 tri-snRNP complex. Bases 30 to 392 code for a protein of 120 amino acids. Gene Ontology annotation, biological process: spliceosomal snRNP assembly; RNA splicing. The transcript is spliced from 3 exons.
ACUUUCAUUUAUAAAAAGAUAUCACCAAAAUGUCUUCUUUGACUAAACCAAAGUCUGAAAUGACUCCUGAGGAAUUAGCAAAAAGGGAAGAGGAAGAAUUUAACACUGGACCACUUUCAGUAUUGACUCAAUCUGUGAAAAAUAAUACACAAGUUUUAAUCAAUUGCAGAAAUAACAAAAAAUUAUUAGGUAGAGUAAAAGCAUUUGAUAGACAUUGUAACAUGGUUUUAGAAAAUGUAAAAGAAAUGUGGACUGAACUUCCACGUACUGGAAAAGGAAAGAAAAAGGCAAAACCAGUAAAUAAAGACAGAUUUAUUUCAAAAAUGUUUCUAAGAGGAGAUUCUGUAAUUCUAGUUUUACGAAAUCCAUUAGCCACAGCAUCAGGAAAAUAA